Penicillium bovifimosum is the source of this 1455-nucleotide messenger RNA. Its product is annotated as DnaJ domain protein. Lineage: Eukaryota; Fungi; Ascomycota; Eurotiomycetes; Eurotiales; Aspergillaceae. Gene Ontology annotation, biological process: protein import into peroxisome matrix. Gene Ontology annotation, cellular component: cytosol. The record is from RefSeq and is a predicted model, not a curated record. The transcript has 5 exons. The coding region runs from base 1 to 1455 and encodes 484 amino acids.
AUGGUUGCCGAUACUGCCUACUACGACGCCCUAGGUGUGCCGCCUACGGCCACCGAGCUCGAGAUCAAGAAGGCUUACCGAAAGUUGGCCAUCGUCACUCACCCUGACAAGAACCCGGGUGAUGAAACUGCACACGAACGCUUCCAAGCUAUUGGCGAAGCUUAUCAAGUUCUGAGCAAUGAAGAUCUUCGAAAGCGAUAUGACAAGUUUGGAAAGGAGGAGUCGGUACCUGGUGGUGGCUUUGAGGACCCGUCGGAAUUCUUUAGCAUGAUCUUUGGUGGCGAGGCCUUUGUCGAUCUUAUCGGCGAAAUCUCACUCAUGAAGGACCUCACCGCGACCAUGGACAUCACGAUGCAGGAAAUGGAGGAGGAGGAGCUGGCCCAAUCUGCGGAAGAGAAGCUCAACAUCCACGACGAGGAAGUGAAGGCUGCAGGUGGUGAAUCAGCAUCCACUGCUGCCGCCCACGAAGCCACAGGUGGGGCUGCAGCUGCAGCUGCCGGUCCGUCCGAGAAACCCGUCUCCGGCCAGAGCUCUGGCACCAGCACUCCUCGCCGGAACUUUGGUCAACAGGCUCUUAUGGACAAGUCUGAGGAGGAGGCCCGCAUGGAGGCAGCUGGUCUGUCCCAGGAGGAGAAGGAACUGCGCAAGAAGGAGAAGAAGAAGGGCCUCUCAAAGGAGCAACAGGAACGCCUCAACGCCUUCGAAGAGGAACGCAGAAAGGCCCGUGAAGCACGUGUCAACACUCUAGCAAACAAAUUGAUUGAUCGCUUGAGCGUUUGGACCGAGACUGACAAGGGCAAGGACGUAUCCCACGCUUUCGAAGAGAAGAUUCGACUCGAGGUGGAGAACCUGAAAAUGGAGUCGUUCGGCCUGGAAAUUCUCCAUGCAGUCGGUCAGACCUAUGUUCAAAAGGGUACUUCUUUCCUCAAGUCACAAAAGUUCCUUGGCAUCUCCGGGUUCUUCUCCCGCCUGAAGGAUAAGGGCACCCUUGCUAAGGAGACAUGGACCACCAUCUCCACUGCCAUUGAUGCGCAGAUGACGAUGGAGGAGAUGGCCAAAAUGGAGGAGCGCGGCGGUGAAGACUGGACUGAUGAGAAGAAGGCCGAGUAUGAGAAGAAGGUGACCGGCAAGAUUCUCGCUGCAGCCUGGCGUGGCAGCAAGUUCGAAAUCCAGAGUGUCCUGCGGGAUGUCUGCGAUCAAAUCCUGAAUGACAAGCGGACCCGACUUGAAAAGCGGGUUGAGCGUGCACAUGCCCUGGUUAUUGCUGGUAAUAUCUACGCGAAGGCCGCACGCGACCCUGAGGAGGAAGGCGAUUAUAUGGCCUUCGAGCAGCUAAUGGCCGAGGCCAUGAGCAAGAAGGGCAAGGAUGAUAAGGACAAGAAGAAGAAGAAGCACAAGCACGAUCAUGAGGAGACUCACAGCGGAAAGCAGUCAGUGGAAGAGACCACCAUUUAA